Prunus armeniaca (apricot) is the source of this 990-nucleotide messenger RNA. The record is from the annotation of a GenBank genome assembly. NCBI's taxonomy places the organism in Eukaryota, Viridiplantae, Streptophyta, Magnoliopsida, Rosales, Rosaceae.
AUGGCGGAGCACUUAGCAUCCAUCUUCGGCACAGAGAAGGACCGUGUCAACUGUCCCUUCUACUUCAAGAUCGGUGCUUGCAGGCAUGGCGACCGAUGCUCUCGCCUCCACACCAAGCCCAGCAUCAGCCCCACCCUUCUGCUUUCCAACAUGUACCAGCGGCCCGAUAUGCUCACCAACCCCGGCGUCGACCCCCAGGGCCAAGCCUUAGACCCUCGAAAGAUCCAAGACAACUUCGAGGAUUUUUAUGAGGAUCUGUUUGAGGAGCUGAGCAAGUAUGGACAGAUCGAGAGCUUGAAUAUCUGUGAUAAUUUGGCUGACCACAUGGUUGGUAAUGUGUACGUUCAGUUCAGGGAGGAAGAACAUGCUCAAGCUGCGCUUCAGAAUCUCACUGGGAGGUUCUAUGCAGGGCGCCCCAUCAUCGUUGACUUUUCCCCGGUGACGGAUUUUCGUGAAGCUACAUGUAGGCAGUAUGAAGAAAAUGUAUGCAAUCGAGGUGGCUAUUGCAACUUCAUGCAUUUGAAGAAAAUUAGCAGGGAGUUGAGGAGGCGAUUAUUUGGGAGAAACAGGAGAAGGCAUAGUCGCAGUCGAAGCAGAAGCCGUAGUCCUCAAAGGCAUCAUCGUGGUGGUUAUCAGGAGCGACCACAUGGAGGUCGCGGUUUUGGCAGAAGAGGAGGAGGAGAUGAUGACAGAGAUCAUCGUUUCCAUGAUAAAGCAAGGAGGCCUAGAAGCCGUAGUCCCGGACGUAGAGGAAGAAGUAGAAGCCCUGUGGGCACUGGGGGGAAAAGGAAUAGGAGUCCUCCAGCCAGGGAAAGCAGUGCUGAAAGAAGGGCUAAGAUCGAGCAAUGGAACAGGGAACGGGAACAGGUGGACUCCGGAAGUAAGUAUGAUAAUAACAACAACAAUAACAAUAAUGAUGAUGAAUGGAAUGGUUAUGCUGAGAACAGCGAUCAGUACUACGAAGAUCCUCAGCAGCAGCAGCAGCAGUAG